CGUGCAAAUGCAAUGCAGUUCACAGUUGUUUAUAAGUAUUAAAUUUACAAGUAGAUGUUCUAUAGCUAGCUAUACAGUGUGUGUACUAUACUGUACUAUUCUAUCAUUCCAUUGGAGGCACAGUGACGCUACAGACGCUAAGACGCCAAAGCUACCAUGACGAUAGACUGUGAUAAAACGCUUGGGUCUCAACUCCAGUACUCAAGCAGAGAAUUGGAAGAAGACAGAUUGUUUGCAAGCUCCAAAGUAUUAUUGACUGCUCAGUUCUCAGAGAUAAGAACAGAAUCUGGAUCCUUCAUACACAGAGUUCAAUUGGUAUUGACUACAGACUGUGAAAUUAUAGUGCUAAAGCAACCAACUGACAAGUGUAAUAGACGUUCCUUCUUGAGAAGACACAAACUCAGUCAAACUGAAUUCACUAUGCAUAGUUUCACGACAAACUCCUUCACGGCCAUUAUUCCAGACACCAUAUUGAGGUACUCCUACCAGAUAUGUGGGAACACCAAGUGUACCAUUGGAGAAUGGCUGCUCAAGAUAUCUCAUUGUAAGCUCGGCAAGAAGAGCAAGAAGUCCACAAACAAGGAGCCUUGCCCAGCCGUACCCGUACCUGAGAGAGACAGCACUAGUACAGCUGGCCAGUCUACUAGUUACCAACACACUGAAGAGUCUCUCAACACUCACGACUACUCCUCCCCCUCUCACCCCGUGCAGAGGCCACUCCCCCUGCCCUCUCAGGGAUCUCCUCUCAUUGAGACAUACACACACCCUCAGAAUGAACACUCUCGUAUUGUUCAGAUGCCCAGUGGCUUAAUCAAGGCACGCUCCUUCCAAGACCGAGGCUCAGCCAAGCACCGUUUUUCUCGAAAAAACUCCUCAUCUUGUGACCUUGACAAACGAUCCAGUGCGGUUGAUGAAGAAACCACACCCCUCCCACCCUCCACAUCCCGAACACCCUCACCCUUUGCAGAGGACAGCAAUCCCUUUGAAGGUCGUCUCAGACACGUUCAAGUACGAAACAAGAAACGGAUCUAUUCUCCUCGUGGUGGCAUUAACAGGAGCAGCUCUUCUCAAUCGUCCACUAACCCAAUCUUGGAGGAUGUGAGGGAAAGAAGUUACUACAGUCGGUCUGCCAACUCUACCCCUCUCCCAGGACUGAGUACUUCACUGGUCAUAGCCUCUCCCUCGGCUGAGGCAAGUGAGAUGGGAGGCCCCUCCUUCACCAGAGGGUCCAGUGGCACACUUCCCAGGACCAAGAAGGGCAAGAAGGACAGGCUCGCCAGCGAGUCAACAGGCCAUGGCUCCCCGAGCAAGAUACCCAGCAAGUCUCCUAAGCUGCUCAGACUGUUCCACAGACGCUGGCAGUCCUCCUCCUCCAUCAAGGUACCCCUUAACCUGGACAGUGAUGACCACAGUCCCUCUGGCCCCUCGGGUGAGCCCAGGAAACUGCACCAGUUCCCCCCAAAGGAGGUGGCAGAGGAGCUCUCACUCAUGGACGCACAGCUCCUGCGAAAGAUUGGACCAGAAGAGCUGCAAAAUGGGGCCUGGAUGAAGAAAGAUUCUAAGGACAAGCUGGCCCCCAACGUAAUGGCCAUGGUACGAUCCUUCAACCAGCUAGCUCUACUCAUUCCAAGCGAGAUCCUGGAGGAAAAGACUCCACAAGGCAGAGCCAAGGUUAUUACAACUUACAUUCAGAUUGCAUCCAAGCUGUACACUAGCCACAACUACAACUCCCUCAAGGCAGUGCUGGCUGGCCUACAGUCCACACCUAUAUACAGGCUCAACAAGACCUGGAAGGAGGUGACCUCAAACAAGAGAAAACGUUUCGAUCGUUUGUGUGCCCUCAUGUCCGAGUGUGAGAACUGGCAGCUGUAUCGACGUGAUCUCGAUGACCAGCUCUCCUCUGGGUCUCCCGUCAUUCCCUUCCUCGGCCAAUUCCUCACUCAGGUUGUUCAGACCGACUCCUACAACCAGGCUAGAGAGGAUAAGCAAGCGAGUACUCCUCUCUCAUCCCUCAAGACCUCCUUCAACCCUCAAAACCUUCGAUCAUCAUCGCUAGACACCACCUCCAGCCCCAUAACCACACCCUCAAAUAAUCUCACGAUCAGUCUAAAAGUCGAUCUCAGUGUGUCUGCACCAACCAGCCCCAUUCACACCAGCUACAAAUCAGUACUUACCAAAAAGGACUCCUCUGACAGUGACAACCACUCAAAGUCUCUCAGCUCGGACAGCAGCUGUCUCUCCCCACCUCCCUCUGUGGGUCUCAGCGAUGACGAUGAUGAGGUGGAUGGUCACGACGACAAUGGUAGCCACACCACCGACUCUGGACACCACUCAGCUAUAGAGUUCCGACCAUCUCCUUCUCUUCGUAAGAGCUCCACUCACACCACGCUCUGCAUGGACACUCCUAAAGACUCCGACGUGAGGAAGUCACAACUGGAACUGAGCCAAAUCUACGUUAGUCUUGAACAACAUAGCAAGAGCUACGAAACUCUACUCAACACGUACACCGAGGAGGACCCUGCCUUGAAAGAUGUGUUGGACAGAACACUAAACGAACUGACCAAACUCUCCACCAGUUUGCAAAGCCUCGAUUCUGUUUUCUCCGACGACCAAGAAGAAGAAGAGGGAGAUAUGGAUUCCCCCACCUCCUCUUUGAAUGUUAAUAGCAUGACGUGUUACGACUCUGACCACACCAGCGAUUACGGCAGCGAUGCAGUCCAUGUUGAAUCACCUAUUAGCAAGACCGAUAAAAAACGCAACAAAGCCAUGAGGACUCUGUUCCGGGCAAAAUCUGAGAAUCCUGAGAACGUGUGCCCCCUGUCACCAGAGUACGAUCAAUGCAUGCUGGGACAAGAAAAUGUGAGCCAAGACGACACCACACAGAAAAGCUGGAGAUUGCAACGCUCUAAGAGCUGCAGCAAUGGAGGAAAACGAAGACGACUCAAAAAGAAGUCUCGUAAGUCGGCCGAGUUGCUUGACAAUAACUCUCAAGAACCAAAGACAUCUACUGAGAUGUUGAACACUUUCCAAGUGGCAUCGCUAGGUUACUCGAUGGGUGUCAAGGAGAGCGGUGUCCUGAGGAGUGCUAUCUGCGAUGUGGAGCCCAACUCUGAGUCUGUGUCCUACAAGCUCUCAGUGGAGAGGGAGGCUACAUAGCUGUGACUAAUAAUAUUGAACCCCAUAACCUGAUCACCAAUAUAAUUGUACUGUGUCAAGUAUGUCUUUUCAUUUCAUUUCAUGUGCAUUUUGUAUUCUCAUUAUAUAUUAUCAUUUUUAACCAUGCUGUAUAUAUUAUUAUCACAUGUGCAAUUAAUAAUAAUAUUAUUAUUAAUCAUUUUAUUUUAA
Halichondria panicea is the source of this 3345-nucleotide messenger RNA. RefSeq lists its product as uncharacterized. Bases 157 to 3156 code for a protein of 999 amino acids. Gene Ontology annotation, molecular function: guanyl-nucleotide exchange factor activity. The transcript has 8 exons. Gene Ontology annotation, cellular component: plasma membrane. The record is from RefSeq and is a predicted model, not a curated record. Gene Ontology annotation, biological process: positive regulation of GTPase activity; Ras protein signal transduction. NCBI's taxonomy places the organism in Eukaryota, Metazoa, Porifera, Demospongiae, Suberitida, Halichondriidae.